Peronospora matthiolae is the source of this 978-nucleotide messenger RNA. The record is from the annotation of a GenBank genome assembly. Lineage: Eukaryota; Oomycota; Peronosporomycetes; Peronosporales; Peronosporaceae.
AUGGGACGGGAAGGGCAGGACAAGCGCAAGAAGCAGUGGAUGGGCGGCCGCGAUGGCAACAAUAAACGUCAUCGAGGAGCGUUAGGGGUUGCAGCUAAUGCGAAAGGACACGGGGCAGUACUCGUAACAUGCGACAAGAUCAGAGAGCGCCAGAGCGUCAGUGAUGCGCUCAAUGUUCUGAACGAAGCGGCCGAUCGAUUCUUCCCGGCUGUAGAGGAAUCGAAUGAGGACGGGGUCCAGAAAGACGCCGAUGAAAAGAAAGACUCAGUGCAGACGAAGCUACAGGAGGAGAUUGACGCUCUGCAGACGCAGGCAAAGAAGCGUCAGACGGGCAGGUUCACACCUUUGGACACUGGAGUCAAGGGCACCGUGCUGAUUCAGUUUAAAGACGACAGUAUGUCUCCUACAGCCCUACUAGCUAAAAUCUUUGAGCAAGUGGAGCAUUCCAAGGACUUUGCAUCGAGGUUCAUCACGAGGAUGAUCCCACUGGAGAAGAUCGGCUACUCGAGUGUGGAGGCGAUCAAGGAGCUCGCUACCCCGAUGAUUCACGAGCACGUGAAGGCUUAUCGCGAGGAGCAAAAAGCCGCAGGCACGGAUGAGCCGCUUGAGUUUGCAGUAGAGUUCAAGCGUCGCAAUUGCACUGAUCUCAACAGCAAGGACGUCAUAGAUACGCUCGUCGAGUUGGUGGGGGAAGACAAGACCAAAGUGAACUUGACGACGCCCCGCUCAGUUUUGAUGGUUGAGGUCAUUCGGAACACGUGCGGCUUUAGUAUUUUGACGGACUUCAAUCGCUUCAAAAAGUACAACGUGCGCUCGGUAAUCGACCCGCCUCGACCUGGUCAGCAGACGGCAAAGAAAGGAAAAGGGACUCACGAUAAGGUAGAGGAAAAGAAUGAAGUGGCCGACGUCGAUGAAUGUGCCAAGGAGAUAGAAGAGAAGGAAACGAGUAGCACCGAGGUGACAGCGGACGACGCGUAA